Molecule: messenger RNA, 5260 nt
Organism: Diachasma alloeum
Lineage: Eukaryota; Metazoa; Arthropoda; Insecta; Hymenoptera; Braconidae
Gene: MED14
Product: mediator of RNA polymerase II transcription subunit 14
Exons: 7
Coding region: 207-4832 (1541 amino acids)
Biological process (GO): regulation of transcription by RNA polymerase II
Cellular component (GO): core mediator complex; mediator complex
Molecular function (GO): transcription coregulator activity
Source: RefSeq, a predicted model, not a curated record
CAGUCGCCCCGUUUACGUGACCCCGCGAUGAAUCUUCUCUAAAACUCCCUGAAAACAGUGAAUUACGUCAAAAAAAACCCUGCGAAUCCCUCCUAACCCCCCAGCAGCCCCUCUCGCCCCCAAAAUGCCGAAAGAACUCCCCCAAACGUGAAGGUGCCCCCUAAAAUCGAAGCCCCUAACCUCCACGAGUGUCAACACCAUCAGCCAUGGCGCCAGUCCCCCUGGAGGGUCACCAGACCCCCGUAUCCAACAACAUCCCCCAGGAAGGCAACCGGGGGGGUUCCAUCUCCCUGGGGAUGCUCAUCGACUUCAUAAUCCAGCGCACCUACCACGAGCUGACGGUCCUCGCCGAGUUGCUCCCCCGAAAAACGGACAUGGAGCGUAAAAUCGAGAUCUGGAACUACUCGGCCCGCACCCGUCAGCUCUUCGUGCGUCUGCUGGCCCUCGUAAAAUGGGCAAACAGUGCCUCCAAGGUCGACAAAUCCGCGCACAUAAUGAACUUCCUGGACAAGCAGUCACUGCUCUUCGUGGACACAGCUGACAUGCUGGCACGAAUGGCCAGGGAGACCCUGGUGCACGCCCGCCUCCCGAACUUCCACAUCCCAGCGGCUGUCGAGGUGCUGACGACCGGCACCUACGGCCGCCUCCCGGCAUGCAUCCGCGAGAGGAUCGUCCCGCCGGACCCCAUCACCCCGGUGGAGAAGCGAACGACCCUCCAGAGGCUCAACCAAGUCAUCCAGCAUCGACUGGUGACUGGAAAUCUCCUCCCCCAGAUGAGAAACCUGAAGAUCGAGGCUGGCAGGGUGACCUUCCUGGUGGAGCAGGAGUUCUCGGUGUCGCUGACGGUCAUGGGGGACGGCCCCAACGUCCCCUGGAGGCUCCUGGACCUGGAGAUCCUGGUGUCGGACCGAGAGACCGGCGACGGAAAGGCCCUGGUGCACCCCCUCCAGACGAGAUACGUUCACCAGGUCGUCCAGGCCAGACUCGCCGAGAGCUCAAACUCGUUGUCAGAAGUUUACUACAUUCUUCAUUACUUCUGCCAGUCCCUCCAGCUGGAGGUGCUCUACUCCCAGACACUGAGGCUCAUCAGGGAUCGGUUGGACGAUCACAUCCAUGUGGAUGAGUACGUCCCUGGGAAGGGGCUCGCCAUAUCCUACUGGAGGGAACUGACCACCAAGGACCCCAGGUCCGAGCUGGGGUACAAGCUCUCGGUGCAGGUGGACCAGAGUGAUCCUGCCAGGCCACUGGCCGUGGUUCACGUCCCCUCCCUGGGUUCCAAGGAGGAGGAGAUCGCCGAGAGGGCGAUCAGGUCGGAGCAGCUCUCCAUGGAGUGCCUCCUGGUGCACACCAUCUACAUCAGAACGAGGAACAGGCUCAAUGAGCUCAAGCAGGAGAUCCAGGGGAUGCUGAAGGAUGUGGAGUGCACGUUGAACGGAUCCCCUGCCAUUCUCGCUGUGCCCAUACUCCAGCCCUGCCUCAGGGCCGAGUUACUCCUGGUUACAGUGGACACUCACACUGGAAUGCUCCAGUGCCAUGUGCCCCAGUAUGAGGCACCUCUCGUGCCGGAGCUGACGGCGGCUCUCAACAAUGACCACUCGAGGUUGCCUGGGCUGAUUUCAGAGUUGAGGUUUUGGAUUACGCAGAGGAGGUGCGAGAAGACUCUGCAGCAUCUGCCUGCCACACCUCAUGAGAAACUACCGAUUUUACAUAAUCCGGAGUUUACUAUGAGCAAUAUUAGCAGGCAUAGGAUGUUUGUGAGACUGCACAGACAUCCGAAUGUUGUUUUGAUCGUUGCAUUUAAAGAGAAAGAGUCAUCGCCCUGUGAAAUAGAGUGUUCUUUCUACAUGGCAAGUGUGAAGCCAAGCUCAGCCGAGAACAAUUCACAGGAUGAGAAUAUAGAGUCGGAAAUUCCCAAGAUGUAUCUCAAGCUUCAGAGCUUGAUUGAAUUUGACACGUUCGUGAUCACGCAUGGACCAUUCACAAGUGUUGACAGUGGAAUUAAUGAACAAGAUGGGGGGUGCAUUACAGACGUUACCGACAAGGGGAAUAAGCGCCGUAGCACUGGGCCCAGUGGACGCCAGGAUGCCUCAGGAACCCCCCAGAGCAGACGACCCAAGCAUCCAGCGUAUUUCAUACCCGAGUUGGCUCACGUCGUUGCACUGUGUGACGAAAGAAUUCCAUUUAUCACUCUAGCUCUAGAGCUGACAAAACGAGACAUCGCCCACCAGGGUCUCCAGGUAGAAGCGAACGCUACCGCCCUGGUCCUGAAGCCGGUCCUCCUGCCAGCCCCCUCGCCCACGAUAAACGCAAGUCCAGGCUGGCAGGCCCUCCUGAAACGCCUGUUGAGCGUGUCGAUCCGAGUCCAGGGCAAAGGCAUGGCGAAGACCUGGAUGGCAGAGUUCGUAUUCUACUCGUCCCCCCUGACCAGCAGUCACCCAAAGGAGCAAGGUCUCCGUCGUCCCGUGUACUUCCAGUACGAGAUGGGGACCGCCGAGACAGUCUCACGAACAGUGGACGCCCUCCUCAACAAUUGGGCGCAGAUAGUUCACCUCUACUCCAUCGUGCAAGACCUCGCGGAGUACUUCAAGAUGGAGAAGUACAAUCUGAGGAAUAUGGUCAGCAUAAAGUCCUUCAGCUACAGCAAGCUCAUCCUGGCUUAUGGCCCGAACAGGGGUGCCAUCGUCACCGUUCACUGGAGCACGAAGGAUAAAGCCUUCAAACUCAUCUUCGGGAAGAGCCCGACGAACACGACCAGCAACGCCCACUCCCUCAUGAAAGAGCAGUUGGAGGCCCACCUCAAUCGCCACAGGAAUCUCGCCCAGAUUAUUUUUUACCUGAAUGAGACACUCCAGCCCUUGAUCUCCAUAAGCAAACUCCCUAUAAUCCCGCAACUGGGGGUCCUCAACUCGCGGCCUCAGGUCCCAGUGCAGACAUUCACGAUAAUGCCACAGUCGGUGACGUCAGUUCGACUUGCAUAUCAGGCGAUGUACUGUCUCGAGCUGAGGGUCAGAGGUGGCGGCCUCGUCAGCCUGCGGGAUGGCGCCUACUCCAGGUUCGACCGAAGCAACGUGGUGGACGAUUUCACCCCCACCCAGGGUCUGAAGACCUUCCUCUCGAAGUACGUCGACGAGAGUGCAGUCUUCCGAAGGCGUUCUCAAUCAGAGGACGACAAUCCCCCCUCACCAGUGACAAUGGACUCCGAGGGUCCAGGUGGUGUGGGCUUCAUGAGUCAUCACCGAGGGGGUCCGCAGUCCCCGGCGCAGCAGCGGGACGGCUUGAGGUUCCACCCGCCCUUGACCCCCCCUUCAGGGUCAAAUCCGCACACCCCAGCAAGCCCCCACACUGCGAACAUUUCGCAGGCAAGUCAGCACCAGAGUUUCGGGAGCAGUCCGGCCACAUCCUUCAACCUGGCCUCCCCUCCGUCCCUGCCUCCAAACACUCCCAACAUGCUGCCACAUCCCUCACCAGGGUCUGGGCUGGUAGCAAACAGUCCCCUCAACCAGAUGCACGUACCCAGUCCAGCAGGGCUCAUGCCAACGUCGUCACCAGGGCCCUGCAGCAAUGUCCAGGUCGGGCAUUCCCCAGCCAGUUCCUUCAUGCAGGGCCACAUUGACGGCAGUCCCUUCCCCUCCUCUCAGAGUAUGGCGUCACCAGCUGCGUCGAACUGGCCGGGAUCGCCCAGUGUUCCCAGGCCCUCGCCAGCGAGGCCAGGGCAGAAUCCGGCACACGCUGCUCUGCACAGCCCCCAGCCCUCUGAUCACAAAAUCGGGUGCCACAUCUCCAGGGUUCUGCCUCAGAGGUCGUGGGCCGGGGCUGUGCCGACGCUGCUGACGUACGAGGCCUUGGACAUUCUGUGUUCACCAUCAGCUCAUCCCUCCGGGCUUCCAGGUCCCGAUUUGUCGCCCCUCGAGAGGUUCCUCGGCUGCGUCUACAUGAGGAGACAGCUCCAGAGGUUCAUACAGACCGACGACUGCCUCACGAGCAUCAACAGCACUGAACCUGGGGUCGUUCACUUCAAGGUGGAGACACUCCAGUGCAGGGUUGUCCUGAAUCCUCAGCAUCUCCAGUCGUUGCAUAUCAAGGUUCAGCCACUCCCCGAACACCAGGACAAGUGGACACUCGAGGAGCUCCAGAUCAUCGAGAAGUUCUUUGAUACGAGGGCAGCUGCUCCUCCUUACAAACCUAAUACGCUCUGUGGAUUUGGCAGGAUGCUCAAUGUUCCUUUUAAUGUACUCAAGGAUUUCAUACAGAUUAUGAAGUUGGAGCUCGUGCCGGGGCUCGUGCAGCAGCAACAGCUCAAGUGGUCGAUUCAGUGGUGUCUCAAGGUGCCACCUUCUGCUACUGCCAUCGUUCCUACGGGAAUGGCUGGGGUGCUGGUUUGCAAGAAUAAAAUUUUGUUCUUUAUCCAAUUGACAAGAGUCGGAGUGCCUUACCAGGGUGAGCCCCUGUCCCUGGCGCUCCCUCUCGUCUACGACAUCCAGACGAACCUGACUCAACUAGCAGAGAGACGUGACUCCCCAUCCUCAUCGACAGCAGCAGCCUCAAUGCAGCUGAAGAGAUUCGUCGAGUAUCCAGGGGUGAACUACCCCGAGUGCUCCCUAUUCCCCGCAGUCAGGGACCUCAUGGCGAACUUGACCCUUCCCUCCGAGCCCCCGGUGAUGCCCCAGGUGGUGGCCUCACCAGCAGCCGGACAAGUCACUCCCACCCAGCAGAUCCAGAGUCCAGCAAUGCAGAUGCACUCGCCCAUGGCUGGGGGCCAGGGCCCACCCCAGGGGCCCUACGGUAUGCAGGGAAUGCCCUCCAUGGGGAUGAUGGGCGGACCUCCCCAAUAGGGAUUCGAGAAUCUCCACCAGCAGAGCCCGGGCUACUACUAUCCUUAAUUAAUUUAAUUGUGAUAUACUGAACAUAAUGAGGAAGCAAUGGACCAUUUGCUGAUUGAUAGCUUCUCUGCAGUGGGUGGAUGUCGUCGAAUUAGUUAAUGUCCUAGGGUUUUAAGUGAAUAUUUAUUUGUUUCGCAGGUGGAAUUAAUAAUGUGAAAUCUUGAAAUAAAUUUUUAUAAGAAUUAUGAUGAACAGGGGAACAACAUGUAAUUUGCCAUUCAGGGGUCAUGUGCACAUGCCUAGAAAUUAGCGAAGAAAUGAACAGUUUUCAAAUAUUUUUUAGUUGUAUGCAAUUUUUGUUGUCAUUUUCAUGCUGCAAACAGAUGAAUUUGAAAAAAAUGGUUCAUAGCAAAAUAUGGAUAAUUACUGACUUUUUCAAA